Molecule: messenger RNA, 801 nt
Organism: Fomitopsis serialis
Lineage: Eukaryota; Fungi; Basidiomycota; Agaricomycetes; Polyporales; Fomitopsidaceae
Product: small GTPase superfamily
Exons: 10
Coding region: 162-674 (170 amino acids)
Biological process (GO): small GTPase-mediated signal transduction
Molecular function (GO): GTP binding; GTPase activity
Source: RefSeq, a predicted model, not a curated record
GCCACACCAGUGGCACCACGCCUGACCCGCGUUGAGUUCAUCUCCCUGUCCGACGCCCUGCCCGGCUAGCCACUCUUUCGCAUCCACAUCUUCGCCAAGGACCCAUCGCCAGCAGCUGUUCUCCCUCGGUCGCACAACACUAUUCACAGACGCUUAUAGACAUGCUCAAGUGCGGGAACGCUGCCCGGCCGACCUUUGGCCGGGGUCGACCGGUUCAACGUAAGAUCGUAGUCUGCGGAGAUGGCGCGACAGGCAAGACUUCGCUGCUCAACGUCUUCACGCGCGGUUGGUUCUCAGCAAUAUACGAGCCCACGGUAUUCGAGAACUACGUGCACGACCUGUACGUGGAGGAUCAGCUAGUGGAGCUCAGUCUGUGGGAUACAGCCGGUCAAGAAGAAUUCGACCGUCUACGUUCGUUGAGCUAUGCUGAGACCCACGUCGUGAUGUUGUGCUUUUCCGUAGACAACCCCACAUCAUUGACCAACAUAGAGGCCAAGUGGAUCGACGAGGUACUGGAGUACUGUCCAGGAGUUAAGCUUGUCCUAGUUGCUCUGAAAUGCGACUUGCGUGAGGACCGGGCAACAUCAGAGCGGCUCGCCCGGUACGGUCUGCACACAGUACAAUACGAGGAGGGCAUUUCCGUAGCGCGUCGAAUACGCGCUUCGCGAUACUAGAAUGCAGCGCAAAGCACAACCGGGGCGUCACAGAGGUCUUCUACGAGGCUGCGCGCGUCUCGAUAAGCACACGCGCGAAGGGCGCGGGCAGCUACACUGGGAGUGGCUGCGUCAUUCUAUAGCCCUC